AUGGAUGAUAAGCUGUUUGGUUGUUCUAUGGCAAUGGCUAAGCUGGAGCUACGGCCUCUGGGAAACACAGGUCUCAAAGUUAGUUCAGUUGGUUUUGGCGCCUCUCCGCUCGGAAGUGUCGCUGAAGAUGAUGCCAUCGCCACCGUGCGCCAGGCUUUUCGACUCGGCAUUAACUUCUUCGACACUUCGCCGUAUUAUGGAGGAACAGUUUCGGAGAAAAUGCUUGGUAAGGCACUCAAGGCUCUACAUGUCCCUAGAAGUGACUACAUUGUGGCGACCAAGUGUGGACGUUAUAAAGAAGAAGGUUUUAAUUUCAGUGCUGAGAGAGUAAGAAAGAGCGUCGACCAGAGCUUGGAGAGGCUUCAGCUAGAUUACCUUGACAUACUUCAUUGCCAUGACAUUGAGUUCGGUUCUCUUGAUCAGAUUGUGAGUGAAACCAUUCCUGCUCUCCAGAAACUGAAACAGGAAGGGAAGACACGGUUCAUCGGUAUCACUGGUCUUCCGUUGAGUAUUUUCACUUAUGUUCUUGACCGAGUGCCUCCAGGGACGAUCGAUGUGAUAUUAUCAUACUGCCAUUACGGUAUAAACGAUUCGACUUUACUGGAUUUGCUACCUUACUUGAAGAGGAAAGGUGUGGGUGUGAUAAGUGCUGCUCCAUUGUCAAUGGGUCUUCUUACAGAACAAGGUCCUUCUGAAAGGCACCCUGCUCCCCACGAGCUAAAGUCAGCUUGCAAAGCCGCUGUAGCUCAUUGUAAAACAAAGGGUAAGAAGGUCACAAAGUUAGCACUGCAAUACAGCUUAGGAAACAAGGAGGUUUCAUCAGUGUUGGUUGGAAUGAGCUCUGUCUCACAGGUAGAAGAAAAUGUUGAAGCAGUUACAGAGCUUGAAGGUUUGGGGAUUGAUGAAGAAACUCUGUGUGAGGUUGAAGCUAUUCUCGAGCCUGUAAAGAAUCUGACAUGGCCAAGCGGAAUCGAACAGAAAACAUGAUGAGAUUAUGAGGAAGAAAUUACAUAUGUUCA
Messenger RNA from Raphanus sativus (radish), 1019 nucleotides. Its product is annotated as L-galactose dehydrogenase-like. The transcript has 6 exons. Gene Ontology annotation, biological process: L-ascorbic acid biosynthetic process. Gene Ontology annotation, cellular component: cytosol. Gene Ontology annotation, molecular function: L-galactose dehydrogenase activity. The record is from RefSeq and is a predicted model, not a curated record. Lineage: Eukaryota; Viridiplantae; Streptophyta; Magnoliopsida; Brassicales; Brassicaceae. The coding region runs from base 1 to 987 and encodes 328 amino acids.